GAGAACUCACGUGAGAACAGGUGUGACUGAGUGUCUUUAAGUCUUCAUCGUGCUGAUGAUGAAAGCAGGUUCCCUCUGCUCUGCGGCUCCAUCAUGGAGCUCAUUUGAAUCUUUUCUUUUGGUAUUCAUCCUUUUAUUUCCAUUCACAUGUUUGGUGAUCAUGAGAGAUUGUUGCAGUUCUUCCACGUGUGGAUACUGACGUGAGCUGACGUCGUCAUAUUUUUGGAUUGGGUAGCCUAGAAACGGACGGAAAUAAUAAAGACAUUUUUAUAGUACUUUAGUAUUUUGAAAUCUUGGCUGCGGUGUUUGUGAGCGGCAGAUUCGGGGAGGCGUGUCCCGAGCGAAAGGUGUCGCCCUCUGAUUGGCUGUUUAUUAACGUGGCCAAAGUCAAACUGCUUUAGUUUGUUUGAGUUUUCAGUUUCUGUAACUCCGCGGCUGUUUUGUUUUGAUCUCGCUGUAUCCAGAUCUCGCGAGAGCACUAGCCCUCCCGUCGUUCGCCAUUAUAGCUAAGAGAAGCGUCCCCCGGACGAGCACCGGAGAGGCUCCGUUACCCGGAUACAGACACGUUUUGCUCGCUGACACCCGCCGAGCCACUCUGCAUCCAGGUGCGCAGGUAGCAAGAUGGCAGAUGACCUGGACAUCGAGGCGAUGCUGGAGGCGCCAUACAAGAAGACUUGCCUAACGAUUUCUCACCUCUGCUCCCCUGAAAGCCACUGUGAUCUGUCUCACUCAGAAGGUAGUAAAAGUCCCCAUCAUGCAUUGCUGUACUCUGGUGCCCAUGGUAACAUGACUGUAGUUCCCUUGGUUACACUGUCACCUGCUUCUGGUCCGACCCCCUCAUCCCUCCCCCCUCCACUGGUGAGGUACCAGCAGUUCCUGGAAAACCCUAAACCCGAGCGAGUAGAGAAGGAGGACGCCAAAAUCUCGAGCCCCAACGGACAGGACGAGCGCUCCAAGAGGCGGCGGCGGUCGAGGAGUAAGAGUCCCGUCAAGAAGGAGAAGAGUCCAAUCAGGCAGCCCAUCGAUAACCUGACGCCCGAGGAGCGAGACGCCCGUACGGUGUUCUGCAUGCAGCUCGCCGCCCGCAUCCGCCCCCGAGACCUGGAGGAGUUCUUCUCUGCGGUGGGGAAGGUUCGGGACGUCAGGAUGAUCUCAGACAGGAACUCCCGCAGGUCAAAGGGCAUCGCCUACAUCGAGUUCGUGGAGGCAAGUUCAGUUCCUCUGGCCAUCGGGCUGACGGGACAAAGGCUGCUGGGAGUUCCCAUCAUUGUACAGGCCUCACAGUCUGAUGCCGUGUUUGUGUCUCAGAUUGAGAGCAUCCAGUUGAUGAUGGACAGCGAGACGGGGCGCUCCAAAGGAUACGGCUUUAUCACCUUUGCAGAUGCAGAGUGCGCCAAGAACGCUCUGGAGCAGCUGAACGGCUUCGAGUUAGCCGGGAGACCCAUGAAAGUGGGUCACGUGACCGAGCGGACCGACGUCUCCGUGGCGUCGUCCCUCCUUGACAGCGAUGAGCUGGAACACACCGGCAUCGACCUGGGAACCACCGGGAGGCUGCAGCUCAUGGCCCGCCUGGCUGAGGGUACUGGUCUGCAGAUGCCUCCUGCUGCUCAGCAGGCUCUGCAGAUGAGUGGGGCUAUUGCCAUCGGAGCCAUGGCUGCAGUGACAGCGGCCAUGAACCCGACUCUCAACAUGAACAUGAACUCUCCUGCUCUGAACCUCCCGUCUCAGCCGCUGGCGACGCACUGCUUCCAGCUGUCCAACAUGUUUAACCCCAGCAGUGAGGAGGCUCCUGGGUGGGAGCUGGACAUCCAGCAUGACGUCAUAGAGGAGUGUAACAAACAUGGCGGCAUUGUUCACAUUUACGUUGACAAAAACUCCACUGAGGGAAACGUCUAUGUCAAGUGUCCUUCGAUCCCAGCCGCCAUGGCUGCCGUCAACGCCCUGCAUGGGAGAUUCUUUGCUGGUAAAAUGAUCACCGCGGCGUACGUGCCCCUGCCCACCUACCACAACCUGUUCCCGGAGUGUGUCACUGCGACGCAGCUGCUGGCCCCACCCCCACGCCGGUGACUCGUUGUCAAUGCUGCCCUCUGAUUGGACACUGUAAUUCAGAGCCCCGCCCUGUCCUGCUGGUCGUCACACAUGCUCAGUGUGGUUCCCGAGGUCAGAGGUCGGCAGCCGUUUGUUUGAUACAAACAUGUUGCCCGGUCUCGAUUGGCUGGUUCCCCACGCCACCGUUUCUUCCCGUUGUAGAGUCUCUGUGCGGCCACACCCCCAAGUAUCGUCCAGUGAUUGAGCUCUGUGAGCUGCGAGGGUGUGGCCUGAUGACAUGAUUGGUUUGCAGUUUAAAUGUUUUUGUAAACGAGUUUCAUUUUGUAAAAAUUGUUGAUUAAAUUUUAUUUUCUGUCA
Molecule: messenger RNA, 2406 nt
Organism: Neolamprologus brichardi
Lineage: Eukaryota; Metazoa; Chordata; Actinopteri; Cichliformes; Cichlidae
Source: RefSeq, a predicted model, not a curated record